UCUUAAUAAAAUUAAAGCUAAUGGCUUUAGUGAUUGAGCAGUGUCAAGUUGCACCACCUCCGGGCAGUGCAUCUGAACUAAGACUUCCACUCACAUAUUUUGAUGUUCAAUGGUUAUCUUUCCACCGUAUGCGGCGGAUUCAUUUCUACAAGCUUCCCAUUUCAAAAACAAGUUUGAUCCGAUCCAUCAUUCCUAGUCUAAUAAAUUCGUUAUCCCUCGCUCUCAAACACUGCAUACCCCUUGCUGGCUACGUUGUUUGUCCACUAAAUUCAUACGGUUAUCCUGAGUUACGAUAUGUUACGGGAGAUUCUGUAUUCGUUACUUUUUGUGAAACGGAUAUGGAUUUCAAUUUCCUUGUUGGAAAUCAUCCACGAAAUGCAAAGGAUUUUUAUCACCUUGUGCCCCAGCUGGCGGAACCUAAGCAUGCACCGGGGGUUCAGUUAGCCCCGGUCUUGGCCAUUCAAGUGACACUUUUUCCGAAUCAUGGCAUAUCCAUUGAUUUCACUCACCAUCAUGUCGUUGGUGAUGGUCGUAGCCUUGCAGGGUUCACAAAAUCAUGGGCUCUUCUCAAUAGAUUUGGUGGAAAUGAGCAAUUUUUAGCCGAUGAGUCUCCGUAUUAUGAUAGGUCCAUAGUCAAAGACCCUUAUGGAAUAGGGAUGUCUAUAUUGGAUGAAAUGAAGAAAAAAAAGUUGGAGAUGUGUGAUAUUGUGACUCCUCCUGAUGAUAAGGUUCGAGCUACUUUUAUUGUAGUACGGAAGGAUAUCGAGAAGCUCAAGAAUUUAAUAUUGUCAAGACGACCGAGCCUCACUCAUGUAACAUCUUUUACAGUAACAUGUGCUUAUGUAUGGACUUGCUUAAUAAAAUCAGAGGCCGCAAUAGGGGAAAAGAUAGACGAGAAUGGGAUGGAGUUCUUCAUGUGUGCUGCAGAUUGUAGAACGCGGCUAGAUCCGCCACUUCCUCCAACUUUCUUUGGAAAUUGCAUAAUGCCGUACAUUGGGAAAACAAGACAUGCUGACUUAGUUGGAAAGGAAGGCUUCACAAUUGCUGUGGAAUUAAUCGGAGAAACCAUUAAGAAAAAGAUGAAGGAUGAGGAAUGGAUCCUGAAGGGAGAUUGGUAUUUUAAAGAUUAUAGUACGUUAGAUGAGAACCGAGCGCUUUCAGUUGCCGGAUCGCCAAACUUUGAUUUAUAUGCGGUUGAUUUUGGUUGGGGAAGGCCGGAGAAGUUAGAGUUCAUUUCUAUUGAUGGUGAUACAGGAAUAUCGAUGUCCCUAAGUAAGUCCAAGGACUCUGACGAAGAUUUAGAGGUUGGUUUGUCUUUGCCCAAAACUCGAAUAAAUGCUUUUGCUGCUAUAUUCACUCAUGGGCUCAGCUUUAUGUAA
Molecule: messenger RNA, 1379 nt
Organism: Lycium ferocissimum
Lineage: Eukaryota; Viridiplantae; Streptophyta; Magnoliopsida; Solanales; Solanaceae
Product: phenolic glucoside malonyltransferase 1-like
Exons: 1
Coding region: 21-1379 (452 amino acids)
Source: RefSeq, a predicted model, not a curated record